Paramecium octaurelia is the source of this 624-nucleotide messenger RNA. The record is from the annotation of a GenBank genome assembly. NCBI's taxonomy places the organism in Eukaryota, Ciliophora, Oligohymenophorea, Peniculida, Parameciidae.
AUGAUGAAAGAAAUAAACUUAAAAGUCGUUUUAUAAAGGUAUAAUUUGAACUUAAAUAAUAAACAAGUUGAAUUGCAAAAUUUCAAUCCUAUAUCCUAAAAUGCACCAUAGUUAUCAAUACCUUUAGGAUUAUUGAGCAGAAAACAGAAAAAGCAGAAAAUCAGAAAAUGCAAAAAAUGUUCAGAAUUGAUUUUCACUCUAAAACCAAGAAAAAAACUCCAAAAAAUUUGCUUAUAGUGUUUAGAAUUGCAUUAUGACCAUGCUCUUUAUUUAUAAGCGGAUAAAGUAUAAGAUGUUAAUAAAGAAAAAACAGAAUUGCAGGUAGUCAUAUAAAUGUUCAAUAAAAGUAAAUAUGCAUUAAAAUAUUCAUUUUAACCUCUUGAUUCAUAAAUAUUGGAGUAAUAUAAUUUGAUAACUAUUAAGAAUCUGCCCUCACCAACCUUUACAUUCAAUAAUGAAAAUAUUAAAAGCGAUAUUUCACAAUAUUAAAAGUUCGAAGCCAUUUUAGUUCUUAAAAGAUUCCACGAAAAUACAGUUUGCAUUUUCUGUGACAGCUAAAAUAAAAUACCUUUAGAUUUAUAAUAAUUGAAUUAUAAUGUUAAUGUAUAAAAUGGAACAUUAUGA